AUGGAGUCACCGCCAGCCAUUGCCGCCUUGUUCGUCAUCAGCUUCGACAUCAGAGCCGGAUAUGUCGUCUCAUGGAAGCGAACUGUGCCGGGGGUUGAGGUCGAAGGGGUUGUAGAAUACAAAUCACUGCCCUCGGGGUUGCACAAUGUGACUGAAGACCUGGUGUACUUCGUCCAUGAACAGUAUGCUGGUAUCAGCGCGUUCCUCAACCAUCCCGCCACCGAGGCCGAACGCAAUGCGAAUAUGUUUGCGAUCGGUGUUCUGGUGCCCCUGAGCACCGGACGACUUGGGAAGAGCUGGCGCCACGCUCCAAGACUCAAGGAACUGACGCUAAAAUACGCCGAGAACAUGUCGGAUAUGCAGCAUCUGUGCGAUUAUUGGGACACAUAUAGGAUAGGAGGGACCGAUCCCUCAACGCCUGACUCCCCCCUCGAUUCACCUCUUAGUCUUCGAUUCCGACCCGGUGAGCGACUAGAUCACUCCAGCCACAACCGCGCCUUCAGCGAUGCAAUGGUAUUGGAAACAUUCAGGCCGGCCCUGACACCCUUCCACCCUGCUUCAUCGCUUCCGAGCUUCACGGAGUGCUUCGGACCUUUGAUCUUCCCCCUCCACAGAGCAGCUUUGCUGCGCAAACGGAUUCUCUUCAUGGGGGAAGCUCCUGUGCACACAUCCUGCAACUACGUAUAUGACCUAUCUCUCUUAGCAUCAUUGCCAAACUCCCUCCUGCAGCUACUCCCCAACGAUCGUAUACCACCACUACGCCCCCGUCCCCUCUUCAACGUCGGCAUCCAUGAUAUCCCCUACCUCUCCUCCUUCGAUCCCUCGCGCAGCAUCAUAGAUCUCGAAACAGAUCCAAGCUGGAUCGCCUGCUCCACCGACACCGUUUUAACCAUGAAACCCGAUCUCUUCGACGUCCUCGUCACUCUUCCCCCACCAUACUCACAACAAACCGCGGAGCGAGCCUUCCCCAAAAUCUCUCUAGUCCAUAAAACAGGCGGCAAACCCAACCAAACCCAACAAAUCGAGCUCAAAGCAACCCAGCGUGACGCUCGCCGCUACUCGAUGCUCCGCCGCGGACUCCGCCAAUUCUCGAACGACCGCCCCACAUCCCCAGAACAAGGGCCCUCAGACUCGGACUCAACCUACUCCUCCAGCGCCGUCGUCGAGCCUAUUUCCUGGACCCGGUUGGCCUACACCUCCUUCAUAUGGUGGGCAUCCGCUGGUGAGAACCGCGAUGGCCUAUCAGAGGAAGAAGAAGAACAGCAGAUAGAACAAGACUCCCGCCUUCUGGCAAGCGUCGAGAGUCUCUCCCGCUCCCCCUACAACUCAACCUCCCAGCCCGACCCACCCCGCAACCCCCUCACCGAAGACCAGCAGCCGCUCGAAGUCGCGUUGGUCGCAUACUUCCGUCGUCUGACGUCGCAGAUCUUCGUGACGUUGGCUGGCGCCAUCGCGCGCUAUGAUAGCGACCUCGACGACGAUGCGUAUAAUGAUGCGCCGUACAUCGAUGACGAUGAUGAUGCCGAUGCCUCGCUCUCCAUGUCUCGCCAGUCUAUCCACGGCGACGAGGGGAGUUCACCUUUGCUCCGACAGCGGUCGAGUGUGAGCGGGUCUGCGAGUCAUGAGUCGAGAGCUGGUCACCGAGACGGCAGUACGCAUGAAACUGUCACGAUUACGGUGGCAGAUAUGGCGGAGAUGGGGCUCGAUGUUUGGAGUGCGACGGACCGGGUGUUUGUUGAGGAGUUGGUUUCUUUGUGGUGGGGUCGUGGUGCGAAGGUUGAUAGUGCGAGGAUUAGAUGUUGUGGGAUCUCGGUUUUGUAG
Messenger RNA from Penicillium expansum, 1821 nucleotides. RefSeq lists its product as uncharacterized. Lineage: Eukaryota; Fungi; Ascomycota; Eurotiomycetes; Eurotiales; Aspergillaceae. Gene Ontology annotation, cellular component: lipid droplet. The record is from RefSeq and is a predicted model, not a curated record. Bases 1 to 1821 code for a protein of 606 amino acids. The transcript is spliced from 6 exons.